Molecule: messenger RNA, 1199 nt
Organism: Marmota monax (woodchuck)
Lineage: Eukaryota; Metazoa; Chordata; Mammalia; Rodentia; Sciuridae
Exons: 4
Coding region: 1-1161 (386 amino acids)
Source: RefSeq, a predicted model, not a curated record
AUGACUUUCAUUACUCCAUUGCAGCGGGGAAUUAGAAAAGCGCAAGAAGCUGAAGAAGAUACUAACGAAUUUCAGCUCUUCCCAGCUUUUGAGCAGAUUAAUGACCAAGACCAGCAUGUUUGCAUCCACACAAGGUCAGCAAUGAAGGCCCUUCCACUCUAUCGACAGAGGUUGAGGACCCCAGCCAGAGCUCCGAACAAGUCCCUCACAGACCACCUCCUGGAGGACGCCCACCCAGACCCCCUGCUGAUGGUGGAGAUGACAAUGAAGAUGAAGAUGAAGGUGAUGACUCAGAGCAGGGACCACCAGAAGGAGGCAAUCAGCAGCAGCCAGGUCGUCCCCCACGUCCUGGACAACAGCAGGGACCCCCACAGCAAGGAGGCCAGCAGCAGCAAGGUCGCCCUCCUCAUCCUGGACAGCAGCAGGGACCCCCACAGCAAGGAGGCCAGCAGCAGCAGCAGCAGCAGCAAGGUCGCCCUCCUCGUCCCGGACAGCAACAGGGACCCCCACAGCAAGGAGGCCAGCAGCAGCAGCAGCAGCAAGGUCGCCCUCCUCGUCCCGGACAGCAACAGGGACCCCCACAGCAAGGAGGCCAGCAGCAGCAGCAGCAGCAAGGUCGCCCUCCUCAUCCUGGACAGCAGCAGGGACCCCCACAGCAAGGAGGCCAGCAGCAGCAGCAGCAGCAAGGUCGCCCUCCUCGUCCUGGACAGCAGCAGGGACCCCCACAGCAAGGAGGCCAGCAGCAGCAGCAGCAGCAAGGUCGCCCUCCUCGUCCUGGACAGCAGCAGGGACCCCCACAGCAAGGAGGCCAGCAGCAGCAGCAGCAGCAGCAAGGUCGUCCUCCUCGUCCUGGACAGCAGCAGGGACCCCCACAGCAAGGAGGCCAGCAGCAGCAGCAGCAGCAGCAAGGUCGCCCUCCUCGUCCCGGACAGCAACAGGGACCCCCACAGCAAGGAGGCCAGCAGCAGCAGCAGCAGCAAGGUCGCCCUCCUCGUCCUGGACAGCAACAGGGACCCCCACAGCAAGGAGGCCAGCAGCAGCAGCAGCAGCAAGGCCGCCCUCCUCGCCCUGGACAGCAGCAGGGACCCCCCCAAUCAGAAGAAAGUGAAUAAGAAGACCAUGUCCUUCGGAAAAUUCUGCCAUGGAACAAUAUGGUCAUAGUCAUGUCCUCUAUAGACUAAUAAAAUAAUCAGCAUGCA